Racocetra persica is the source of this 180-nucleotide messenger RNA. The record is from the annotation of a GenBank genome assembly. Lineage: Eukaryota; Fungi; Glomeromycota; Glomeromycetes; Diversisporales; Gigasporaceae.
AACAUCGAUACAGAUAAUGUAGGACAUCAAAUUUCGGCCCAGCCGGGCCAAAGAAGUUCUUCGAACCAGGCGCUUUCGCAUGAUGAUAGUGACCGUAGUCACAACAAUUAUUCUGAAAAAGAGAUGCCAGAUGAAUCAGAUGAUGAUGGAUAUAAUGGAUGUGGUGGAUAUAAUGAUAUG